UAUUACUUUUUAGUGGUCACGUUUAAAUAUUUGAUAUAUACAUAUAUAUUAAAUGUUACUGAGCAUAAUCUAAGUUCUUUGCAUUGUAUGUUUGGAAUUACAAAUGUAAAUGUACAAAUUUGUAAAAAAUAAAAAUAAAUAUUUACAGAAUGUUAUGAUGGCUGCAAAUCAUGUUCCGGUCAAAUUUGCACAAGUUGUGAAGAAUCUUACUUUUUAACAAAUGGCUUCUGUUCACAAUGCCCCGAAAACUGUGAAAGCUGUAACAGCUGGGAUGAUUGUACUUUAUGUAAGCCAAAUAAUUAUGGUUUACAUGCAAGAUGUACUUUCAACUGUGAUGGUAAUUGUCUUAAUAAUGCUUGUCAAGAUAAUACUGGAAAUUGUCUUCAAUGUAAGCCUGGUUUCUAUGGGCUUGUUUGUCAACACAAUUGUAGUUUAUGUAGAAAUGAACGUUGUGAUUUACACAGCUGCUCGAGUGGUUGUAGAGAUGGAUACUAUGAGUAUUUAUCAGGUGUUGAAAACAUCUGUCAAAAAUGUUCAUCUAAUUGUAAACAUUGUAAAGAUGAAAGCAAAUGUUCUGUUUGCAAUAAUGAUUAUCAUUUGUAUGGAUUCAAUGACAAUGUUCACUGUGUCCAAUGUUUGCAAGAAAUACCAUGUCCAUUCUGUGUAAAACAAGGCUGUGACAAUUGCAAAAUACUUAAUGGCUCAUUAGUUUGCACUGAUUGUCCAGUUGGACAAAGGUUUGAUGGCAAAGUGUGUGUAAUAGACACUAACAUCAUAUGCUCCAAUAGUUGUUCCACUAAGUGUGAUAAUAAUGGGAUAUGUCAAGGAGAAUGUAAAGAUGGCUGGACAGGUGAAAAAUGUCAAACACAAUGUUCUAAUCAACAGUGUUCAAAAUGUUAUAAAGAAAAUGGCAACAUGUGUAAGCAGUGUAAAGGUGACUUUUUCUCAGAUAAUUGUAGUUUAAUUUGCAAUACAUCAUGUGCAGUAGAAGAUGGCAAUAAUACAUGCAGAAUUACGGAUGGGUAUUGUUUAAAUGGAUGUAAAUCGCAAUUCUGGGGCGAAACCUGCGAGAAAUCGUGUCCUGAUGGAUGUAAAGAUCGGCAAUGUGACAGAAACAACGGCACAUGUACAGGAGGAUGCGCUGGUGGAUUGACAGGGGACAAAUGUAAUCAAGCUAUCACAAUGGGCAAAAAAGAGUCAACAACUAGUUCAACGGAAACAAACUCAUUGCAAACUGUAACAGAGGGUUCGGGAAAUGUUAAGCAAACAACAGAAGACAGUAAUGAACAUUAUCACCAUAGGUGCUUCGGCAGGAGGGGGCGGUCUUAUUACUAUAUUGAUUAUAGUCGUAAGUGUUUGUCUGCUAAAACGGAGAAAAAAAUCACCGGGUGAUGAAUCUGCUCAGAACGAAGUGAUUGUAACAGAUGAUCAAAAUAUGUACGCAAAACCGAAAACGACACCUAACGUUGUGAAAGAUAAUCAGGACUACAUUUACGCCCAACCAAACAAAUCACAUAAACUAAAGACACCUAGUACAAAUGAGAUUAGUAAACCAAAGACGAUGUAUGACAACGUUACCAUAGACCUAGACGAUGAAUUAACAGUCUCAAAUGGUGCUUAUGCAAGUAUCUCAAAUGAAAAAGAUGCUGAAAGUAAAACAGAAAUUGAAACUGAUGUUGAUGAAAUAGAGUUAGAAGAAUUAGAUGACGGAAGGUCAAAACUUAUAGAAAUAGAGGUCAACCCACCUAGUGCUGAUUUGUAUUACAAUACAGCCAGUUUGGUUCGAAGCCGGAUUCAAAUAUCUGACAUUCUUGAAUACAUCAAGAAGAAGACUGAUUAUGAGGAUGAAUUUCAGAAACUACCUAAAGGUUUGACAAGAACUUGUAACGAAGCUCUGACUCGGAAUAAUCGCAAGAAAAAUAGAUACAACGGAGUGUAUGCAUAUGAUGCGACUCGUGUUGUGUUACAAAGUAAAACCUAUAUCAACGCAAAUUACAUUGAUGGACACAAGAAGUCACCAGAGUACAUAGCCUCUCUUGGACCAACUAAAGUUCAAAUGAAUGGCUUUAAAGACUUUUGGGAGAUGAUAUGGGAAAACAGAACAAAUAAAAUCAUAAUGUUAACCAACCUUGAUGAGUCCGGGAAAAUGAAAUGUGAGCAGUACUGGCCUGAUCAAGGUAAAACAAAACAUUACCAAGGUUACAAAGUGGUGUGCAAUUCUGAAAAGAUAUUUUCUGAAUUCACUUUAAGGGAGUUGUCUGUUAAUGCUCAAGGUUCUGUAUCCAGGAAAGUAACACAAUAUCAUUAUACCGCCUGGCCCGACCGAUCCGUUCCAGAUAAUGUUGCCUCUCUGAUAGAGUUUAGAAACAAAGUUGAACAAUCAAAGACUAACGAUGCUGGCCCAAUGGUAGUGCAUUGCAGUGCAGGAAUCGGUAGAACUGGAACCUAUAUCGCAUUAGAUACACUUAUACUGGAAGGCAAAAAUGACAAUUAUGUUGACAUUUUUGGUCGUGUGAUGGCGCUACGUGGACAAAGAGGUCACAUGGUGCAAAACUUGGAACAGUACAUAUUUCUUCAUCGAUGUCUCCUGUAUGCCUUCACGUGCGAUCCCGAUCCACUUCCGGUCACACAUAUUCCUCGCAUCAUGACAGACGAUAAACUAUCACACCAAUUUCAGACAUUUACUGAUGUUGUUAUGCCGAAAGACUUUGAUAGAAAAUCAUCUGCGAACAAGAAAAUAAGGAAGGAAAAUAGGCACGGAGCUGACAUUCCUAGCGAUGAUUACAGAGUGAGACUGUCAUCAACAAAGCAUGACUACAUCAAUGCUGUUUAUGUAAAUGGAUACGAAAAUCCAUACAAAUUUAUUGUCACACAGACGCCAAUGCUAUAUACAGUUGAAAACUUUAUAUCGAUGCUGUAUCAAGAAAAAUGUGUUUGUGUUAUUAAUUUGGACGACGAAAUCCUGAAAGAUAAAUCCGUCGGACAUUAUCUAACGCAAGAUGGAAAGACGUUCAAAGUUGGACAUUUCCAAGUAGCUUGUAAGACGGUUGACACAUCGGAUUAUGGUACAAUACGGGACAUGACAAUAUCACGCACUGGAUUGCACCUUUCUGGAGGGGAGCUGCAUUUGAAACAUUACCAGUAUAACGGAUGGAAUCAGUCUGGAAAAGUCCCAUCUAUGAUUGAGCCGUUUUUAAAACUCGUCAAGGAUGUUGAGAAUGAGGUCAAAGGUCAAAGAGAAGAUAGACCAAUCGUAGUUCAUUGCUUAACUGGAGCUGAACGAAGCUGUUUACUUUGUGCUAUCUCUAUCAUAUCAGAAAAGUGUUUCUUUGAGAAAGAAAUUAGUGUCCUAAAUACCAUUUGUCAACUGCGUUCAAGGAGGAAAUCAGCUUUUACCGACAUUUCACAAUUCAGGUUUUGCUACCAAUCUGUAAAAUAUCUGGCUGAGAUUUCCGAAAAGAAAAAAUACUAUAAUAUGAACGAGUUGUUGUGAACAAUGGUUGAACAAAUUUGUCUUUAUUGUCAAUUUAUUACUUGUCCAUUUUUACACAAAUAUCACACUUGUUAAAAGUCUGAAAAUGCUAAUAUUUUUAUGUUUCAAAAGCUUUAUUUUGGCGUUUGGUGUCCUGUUGCAAUCUCUGAAAAGACAUAUUUCUCAUUGGCCAUACAUAAAGUUUAGCCAUAUUGUUUUAGUGUUGUUUUGGCAAAAAUCAGUUAUUGUCUUUUUGUAUUUUAUAUGAAAAUCAAAAUGCAAUUUUCUUUACAUUUUCUUAACCUAAAUUAAAAAAAAAAUAUUUCACCUCUUCGAGCACCGUAUUCUUCAGUUGAUAUGCAUCUUACAUGUUCUUAAUUCAAUUUUACAUCAUAACAAUGGCUUUUCUUCUGAAAAGAAUACUCAUUGUUUUUUGAAUACAUGUAAAGACACGUUUUCAAAUAUGAAGGACAUUUACACUGAAUAGUACUGUGAAGUUUUGAAAUAUUGUUAUAACAGUUUUCUAACAGCUUUUUGUUAAAUUAUUUAAAGUCGCUUGUAUUUGUAAUUUUCGAUGCAUUUAGCUUACAGUAUGCAUUUGUAUGCUUAAUAUAAACAGUUUGAUUAUAUUUUAUUAUGUUCCGGUCAUAUUAUUUUAUUAUUGAAAAGCAUGUUACUAAUUUUCUUAUUGAAUAUUUAAAACUAUAUAUUUUAAUGAUGUAAUAUAUGACUGUCUCAUUUCAUGCAAAUUAAUUUUCAUUUUGGAGUUGUUUUAUUUUUUUUCUCAAAAUGGUAUGUUUGGAAGGACAUACAUAUACCAUUAAUGGUAUGAAAAAAACUGACAGAACAAUAACUACUUUUUAGCUUUUAUAUCUGCCAUGUGCAAUAAACAUAAAUAUAUGAAUAAUUUAAACAAAUUAUAUUAUGAUUGUGAUAAAAGAAAGUAUUAGUUUUAUGAAGAAAUCAAAAUAUCAAUCCAUAUAUAAAGAAAUAUGAGUGAACUAUUAUUCUGUGUUAUAGCUUAAAUGAAUUAAGUAUUUAUCAUACUUAUUUUGCUUCUUUCCCUAAAAGUUAGAUUUUUUUAUCCAAAAAGGUAAAUAAGCUAUAAUGUCUUUUAAACGAAAAUUUAUAUAUUUCAUUUUAUCUAAUGAGCCGACUCAAUAAACCGAGUCUGAUAUUAUCAACUUUUUCCUUUUUUCAUAGCUCUCGAGUGUCCUCCUUUAAGAACAGUAUUAUUGCUUAUUAUAAAAUAACAUAAAAAUAAAGUACAGACUUUAAAAGCACGUUUUCUUAACUAGUAGUGUAUGAUUUGAAAAGAAAUUAUAAUGCUAUAGCCUUUCUAACUGUGUUUUAUAGAGUAUGCUUUUAGUUUAUACAUUAUGAUAAUCGAAACAUAUAUUAGUAAAUAUUUAUCUUUAUACAGGUUUAUUCAAGUUUACAAACUAAUUUAGUCUGACCAACUACAGUUUACAAUAUUCCGUUGUCUGACCAAUAUAGGUUUAUUAGAUUAAGUCUCUCCAAAAACAAGUUAAAUAUUUAUUUUGUUCUUUACAAAUAAUAGUCUUUGCAAAACAGAUCUACAUCUUCCAAUUGGUUAUCAUUGAUAUCCGUCUAUAACUCAUUAAUAAACUAUAGAUAUUUCAACAUGUGUUUAGAAAAUACAGACAAUUCAAUUCAGGUGUAGACUGUAGCCCAUUUAUCAUUGUUUUGUUAUCUUCAUAAACUUGUAAACGAGAUUUUUUUAUAUAUAAGUUUAUAAACUAAAGCUUCUUCUGCAAGAGUUUUUUAAAGAUGUACUUCUAUAGUUGAUCUCGAACAAUUUGGCUUUAUUUAUUCAACACAUAUAUUAAAAUUAAAGCAAAAUGUGUUUUCACAUUUAGUCAGUGGUCUUAAAUAUGAAUUUUUAAUAUGUUAUCCUUUUGCUAAUUUUGUAUACGUUUUGCAUUUACUUUUACAAUUAAUUGUUACACUGUUGUCUGUUAUAAUUGUUAGGUUUGUAAUACUCAUGCUUUAAUCAAUAA
Molecule: messenger RNA, 5493 nt
Organism: Ruditapes philippinarum (Manila clam)
Lineage: Eukaryota; Metazoa; Mollusca; Bivalvia; Venerida; Veneridae
Product: receptor-type tyrosine-protein phosphatase kappa-like
Exons: 20
Coding region: 1256-3493 (745 amino acids)
Biological process (GO): protein dephosphorylation
Molecular function (GO): protein tyrosine phosphatase activity
Source: RefSeq, a predicted model, not a curated record